GCAGGGAGGGAGGAGGAGGAGGAGGAGGAGGAGGAAGGGGGCACCUCGCAGCCCCGCCGGCGCGGCUGGGACUUGGGGCCGGGGCCGGCCGCUGACAUCACGCGUUGGAGCCGCUGCAGAGGGAGGCGGAAAAUGGCCGCGGCGAGAAUGUUUUUCAGGGAACUUUUCAAAAAUCUUAAGAAUGAGAAACAGAGAAGAGAAAAGGAAUGAAGAGAGAAGGUUAAAAGAAAGCCAUUGGCUCUCAGCUGAGAUUUGACCUCAGGAGAAUCCCGGAGGUGAAUAGGAAGCUAUUCCAGAGAAGAGGAAGUGAAAGAAGUGUCUAAUGCAGCAGUUGUCAAUCUGAAUAUGGCCUUGCAUCCCAGAGGGAAUUGCACUUCAUUAGUAUUAUGUAUAUAAUUGGAAGUUGCUUAAGGAUUCCUUCGGACCAAUAUACAGUAUUGGUCUUUCAGCUAUUGCCUUAAUUUCUAAAGGUUGUGUCUGUGUGACAAGAGAACCAUUUAACAAUGAAAAAAUUCACACUGUUUGAUUUUGUAAAUGACAACUCACUCCAAAUUGGAGAGACUUCAUGGAUUCAGGAUCUUCCCAGUGAUGACAGUGAACUAGAAAGACUUCUGAAACCAAAUGAGCAUGUGCUAGUAAACUGGCCUGUGGGAGAAAGAAAGACAGAAAAGCACCUAGUAAAGGUUGUGUACAUGAGUGAUGACCCCCAAGAGUUGGUGGAAAUGAUGCAAAAGAUAUUACAAGCAGAUGAAAUUACAAAAAUACAAGUUGUUGGAAAAGGCAAGAGGAAGAGAAUAGAAAUGAUAUUCUCAGAAAGUGAAGACAGUGACCUGGAUAAAGAACAGGAGAAGAUGAUGAAGCAUAUAAAAAGAAAGAAAUCAUUUCAGGCAUCUGCCCCUGCCAACAUCCUCAGUCAACUUCAAACAUCUUUAAUUAACAAACAGAGAGAAUCAUAUUCAGGAAGCAACUUUCUGUACAGUGAAAGUAGCAGUGAUGAUGAAGAGCCUUUAUUUCAACUAUCCAAGGUAGAACUGUGUGCCAAAAUAAAAAGUCUCAAGAGGAAGCUGACAGACACCAUGAGAGAAAACUGCCGCCUAAGGCAGUCCCUGGUGAUGCUUCAAGUGUUGCCACAGGCAGUCACCCAUUUUGAGGAACUGGUAGGAAUGGCUGAAGCACUGCUCAAAGGAGGAGUGACAACAUCUACAUCUAGUCUUCAUUCACAUACUGUUUGGAAAGCAUCUAACGGUUCUUUAGCAGACACAUAUGCAGCUAUGCAUAGUAACUCCAGCUCACCAAUAACUUUGAAUGGGGAAGAUGAGGAGCAACAGACUGAAAAACAGUUCAAGAUCGAAAAGUGGCAGAUUGCACUUUGUAACAAGAGCAAACCUCAAAAGUUUAUAAAUGACUUGAUGCAAGCACUUUACACACAUGAGUACAUGGCUACGCACAGCCUGACAGGUGCAAAAUCCUCCUCUUCAAAGGAUAAAGCAGCGAAACCAGCUAUGAAUCAGCAUGAAGUUCAGGAAAUCAUAGGCAUCACGAAACAGUUGUUUCCAAACACAGAUGAUGCUUUAAUUAGGCGAAUGAUGGGACAAAAACUGAACAAUUGCACCAAGAAACCACUUUUAGGCAAAGAUCUUAACUCAGGUGCUUUUCAGAAGCAUGGCUUUUGUGGUUCAACAGCUGCUCCUCAGGGCAUCAUCCCUUCGGCUGUUCCUCCCAGCACACAAGACCAGCAGGAUGAUGAUUCACCAGCUGCUACUGCACAAAUUCAGCAAAGCCACAGCCGUCUGAGUCCACCACCUCCCAGAACGCAAGGUCAGCAGGCGUGUUCCAACCCCACUUCUUCCAAGGUGGAGCCUCCUCUCCCCAGCAGCUCACCAGCGGCCUCUGCCAACCAGGGUUGCAGACAGGACCUCAGGAAUUCGGAUAAGGAGUAGCACGAUGUGCUUCGUACCAGUUCUCCGAUGGAGACGAAGGAGUAGUACGAAAUUACAGUGAAAUAAUAUUUACGGGGCCUAGCAACAGCGAACAGUGGUACUGCAAGCAGAAUAGAAGCCUGGGAACCUUUUUCUCAAAUGAGUGAAAAUCCCACAGCAUAGAAUAAAAUGAAGGCACAUUAAUAUCUUUGUCUUUAAGAUAUUACUAAAUAUAUGCAUGUUAUACUGUAUUUCAGAAAAUAUAAACUUGAUCCAAAGAAUACAAUAAAAGUUCCCCUUAGUUAGAAAAACACUAUAUUAUUUAAAGUAACACCAAAAGAAUUUAUAAGAGGAACCUUAAUUCCCUUGCUUUCACCUUGACAGCUGAUGGCAAACUGCUUUACCGAUUAGAGAAAGCUAUUGCAUACUAAUACAAAAGAGCUGUGGAGAUAUAAAAACAGAGCAGAAAAAAAUCCUAGUCUUGGAAAACACAGGGCCACGUGAACAGAGAAGUAGUAGUACGAUAGGUAUUUAAGGAUGCUGUUAGGAAAGAAACUUAGAAAAAAGAAAAUGUUCUUAGGGCGGUGAAACUGCACCUCCCAAGAUAUCUGCAAGAAAGAAGCAGCUCCUUUUUUACCUCCAAAAGGUGGAAAGAUAGUGAAAGAAGGCAUGUUUCUUCUUAGCUCAGGGAAGAGUCCUCCAAGAUGCCUUCUAGUUUGUGGAGGCCAUGGCUUCUCUCCCAGACCUUUUGCUGCUGGUACUCUGGUUUGGCAGCUGCCGCUCUCUUCCCUGAACAUGAAGUCCCAAGGAUAAGGAUGACAGAUCCCUCCAGUCAAGGGAUGGAGGAUUAUUUCUUGGAAGCAGCUAGUAAAGGACAGAGGUGCCAGCUCCUGCUCCCUCUGUCUAGAUUUUGGUAUGCUGCUGUUUGGUUGGAGAGUGGGUGAACAGGCAGAGCGUUCCUCGUGGGGUUGGUGCCAGAAAUCCCCCAGCAGCUGGGCAAUUUCUCUUGAGCUCUCCACCACCACUUGUGCCAGGGGCACAACUGGCAGUCAUGCACCCUGUAAUUGCCCGUGGAGGAGGAGUGGUACUUUUUUUCCUCCUUGUUGACUGAUUCCAGUUUUACAGUGUCCUGGUAACAUGGGAAGGAGAGAACACUUGGAUUGUAGCUUUCACGCUUGAGGAUAUUUCUCCCAGAACAGAGAGUACUAACAGUUAACUCUAUUUCAUACUUGGCAAACAAGCAACUAAUGAAUCAAGGAGGGAAAAAAUAAUAUUAAAAACAUACUGAUUUGAGGAAGAUUUCUAGAAUUAGAAAUGGGGUAAAUGCCAGGAAAAGAAAUCUGAAGACAAGUUUUGCAGCUAAAUAUGUCCGAAGGGAAGUGCUGCAAACUACCUUUAUUAGAACAAUGCACUAAUCAAAUGCACUGUAGAGAAGGCUUCUGGAUGGGAUGGGGUAUGGCUGAAGAGAUCUGCUAGCCUUUUUCAUCUCUCAUGUCCAUCAAUUCUUUGUAGAUAGGAUUAAGAUGAAAGCAGGUAUGACAAUAUCUCACAUUAUUAAUUACCAUCCAUAAAAUGUAACAGGAGGAUGUCUGCUAUUAUAUAUAUUUUGUAUAUGUACCUGUAUGUACAGCAUAUAAGGAUGUAUAUAAUCAUAUUUUUGAAGCAACUUUCUAUCAAAUAAAAUGAAAUAUUACUAUCA
Messenger RNA from Oxyura jamaicensis (ruddy duck), 3618 nucleotides. It is a transcript of the gene BEND6, whose product is annotated as BEN domain containing 6. Gene Ontology annotation, biological process: negative regulation of Notch signaling pathway; positive regulation of neuron differentiation. Gene Ontology annotation, molecular function: transcription corepressor activity; DNA binding. The record is from RefSeq and is a predicted model, not a curated record. Gene Ontology annotation, cellular component: nucleus. The transcript has 11 exons. NCBI's taxonomy places the organism in Eukaryota, Metazoa, Chordata, Aves, Anseriformes, Anatidae. The coding region runs from base 504 to 1940 and encodes 478 amino acids.